UACAAGACUCACAUGUGUGACAGCGAAGUGUGCGCUUGUCGCUAUUCAGCAGAGUUAAACGCUUUUUUAUUUAGAGGUGUCGUGUCUAUUUCUCGUCUUUUGUAUCGCCGAAAUGAGUCCUGUGUGUGACAGCUGCGGUAAGCACAUCGAUCAAAUGAAUCAGCAGAUUUCUGUGAUGAGGAGAGAGAUCAAGAACCUGAGGCAGACGUUGGACAGUGCUAUCAGAGCUCAUCGCAAACACAUGACAUCCAUCCAGUCUGCGGUGUUAAAGAUUGAACCCUGUGAACCCGAUAAAGAGACGACGCCAUUACCACAUUCAUUUACAUCACCACAUACUGCAUUAGAGCAAGGAAACAUCCAGACAGUCCCCAUUGGUUACAUAAGUUCCUGUUUCUCUGCGAAGAAUGGGACCCCCAGACAGCCCACUGUAUGUGGCCCCUCUAGGGCAGAACUACGCAUCCAGCAGAGAGUCUUUAACAACCCUGAGCACGCUCUGGUGGGUUUGGAGCAGUACUCACAUGUCUGGAUCAUCUUCCUCUUUCACAAAAAUGGACACCUGAGUUACAAAGCCAAAGUGAAGCCUCCUCGUCUCAACGGUCAGAGAGUUGGUGUUUACUCCACACGCAGUCCACACCGACCAAAUGCUCUGGGCUUAACUCUGGCUAAACUUGAUAGAAUAGUAGGAGAUACACUACACCUGUCAGACAUUGACAUGAUUGCUGGCACCCCUGUCAUGGACAUCAAACCCUACAUCCCAGAGUAUGAUUCACCUCAAACCAGGAAGGUUGUGGACUCAGAGAGUCAUGAUUUAGACACAGACCAACUACAAUCAACAUCUUUGUCCCUAGAUGAGACUACAGACAUGGCAAAACUAGAAAAAGACACACAAACAGAUCCUCAGUUAGGCCUAAACACUGAAAGAACUAGUGAUGAAGAAGACUUGGAUAUCCUGCUCUCAAAAGAAAAACAUAGAGCUGAUACCCAAGCCUCAGGUUCAUCCAGGAAUGCUGCUCAGUUUUCCCUUCCUAAAAACCUCUGCAGUGUAUUGGAGGAGGUCAAGACAUUUGUGACUCAGGGUGAAGUUUACCAGCAGAGUUGUGAGAGUGAGGAUCAAGUUUCUGACUCUUCAAAAACAAAACCUUCACAGUCGAGUGCUGACCACCCCCACUUUGGAGAGGAGACUUAUGGCACCAUCGCUGGCUGGAUCAGAGAGCCUCCCGUUGGAAGUCUGGACGUACGGUUCACCCCACAUGCUGAGAGGGAAUUAGCAGAAUUCCUUCCUACUCACCUGCCAGGACCCUCUGAGAGUAACAGACCCAGGUUCAGGUUUCUCCGUAGCCCACAGGAAGCUGCUGCUGCCAUCAGAGGGGUUCUGUCUGCUGACCCUCGCUCAGUCUACAGGAGGACUCGCUGCAGAGACAGACUCUUCUUCUUCACCCUGGACACGGCUGAUAUCACCUGCUGGUUUGGACAGGACUUUGCUGAGGUGCUGCAGGUCCGACCUGUUGGACAACACAUCCCCUCAAUAUGAGAACUGAUACACUUAAAGCUAUAUUGAUACUUUUUAUAUAGCAAAGAAACAAAAAGCCUACUCAGUGUACUUCAGCUUAACUUCCUGAGUACUUUCGUGAUUCAGAAAUGUGUUUUUGGGUUGUGUUGGUUUAAACUUUAUCAAAGAACAACUGUAAAACCUGAAUCAACCAAAUAAAGAUCAGCUGAAACAGA
Messenger RNA from Cheilinus undulatus (humphead wrasse), 1725 nucleotides. It is a transcript of the gene trmo, whose product is annotated as tRNA methyltransferase O. The transcript is spliced from 6 exons. The coding region runs from base 113 to 1531 and encodes 472 amino acids. NCBI's taxonomy places the organism in Eukaryota, Metazoa, Chordata, Actinopteri, Labriformes, Labridae. The record is from RefSeq and is a predicted model, not a curated record.